CUCUCUCCACAUUAGACCCAACAACAAAAGUCUCUCACUCUCUCUCUCUGUCCCCUCAAAAUCAAAAAUCACCACAAUACACUGCGCCCUUCUAACCUGCGCACCCUCCCCGUCGCUAUCCUGCGCACCACCUCCGUCCUCCUCCGCCGAAGCCACCAUGGGAAAAGGCGGCGCACUUAGCGAUGGAGUGAUCAAGAAGAUCGUCCUCUCGUACACCUACGUGGCGAUCUGGAUCUUCCUCAGCUUCACGGUCAUCGUCUACAACAAGUACAUCCUCGACAAGAAGAUGUACAAUUGGCCUUUUCCGAUCACACUCACCAUGAUCCACAUGGCCUUCUGCUCUUCCCUCGCCGUCCUCCUCAUCAAGGUCUUCAAGGUCGUCGAGCCAGUUUCAAUGUCUCGCGAGACCUACAUCAGAUCUGUGGUCCCGAUCGGGGCCUUGUACUCACUCUCCCUCUGGCUCUCUAAUUCCGCUUACAUCUACCUCUCCGUCUCCUUCAUCCAGAUGCUCAAAGCCCUAAUGCCCGUCGCCGUUUACUCAAUCGGUGUCCUCCUCAAGAAGGAAUCGUUUAAAUCGGAGACGAUGACCAACAUGCUCUCGAUCUCCUUCGGCGUCGCGAUUGCUGCCUAUGGUGAGGCUAAAUUCGACACCUGGGGAGUGAUGCUUCAGCUUGGAGCCGUCGCUUUCGAGGCAACAAGGUUGGUUCUUAUCCAGAUCUUGCUCACUUCUAAAGGAAUCAACCUUAAUCCCAUCACUUCACUGUAUUACGUUGCUCCCUGUUGUUUGGCUUUCCUGUUCUUCCCAUGGAUCUUUGUAGAACUCCCGAUUCUCAGGGAAACGUCGAGUUUCCACUUCGAUUUGAUGGUUUUCGGCACUAACUCUCUGUGUGCGUUUGCUUUGAACCUCGCCGUGUUCCUCCUCGUUGGGAAAACAUCGGCGUUAACCAUGAAUGUGGCUGGUGUGGUCAAGGACUGGCUCUUGAUUGCCUUCUCGUGGUCGGUGAUUAAAGACACGGUCACUCCGCUCAAUCUAUUCGGAUACGGGCUUGCGUUUUUGGGUGUUGCUUAUUACAAUCACUGCAAGCUGCAGGCUUUGAAGGCUAAGGAUGCUCAGAAGAAGGUUCAGCAGAGUGAUGAGGAAGCUGCUGGGAAGCUGUUGGAAGAGAGGGAAAGUGAAGGUGCUGGAAAACGUGAUGAAACCGAAGACUGAGUUUGAUGAUGAAAGGUUUGUGAAUCUGAUGAAUGUGUGAAAUUUCAGAGAGGAAUAAGAGCUGAUGGGAUUAGGAUGAUUUUGGUAGCUUUGGAGGGAAUUUUCAGCAGGAUUUUGCACAUCUUCGGAUCGGAUCACUACUUUGCUUCAUCUUUUUUUUUUGUUUUAGGUAUGAUCGUCUUCGUCUUCUCAUUCUUCUGUUUUUGAGUUUUAUUUACUUGAAGCCAUGGUUAAUUAAUAUUUACAUAGUAAUUUGAUGGUACAAUGUCUUAGUUUAUGUUUUAAAGUGUACCACACGAACCUUAUGGUCUAUGGAGUUUUCUUUUGUCUUCCUUAUGCAUCUACUAUGUUGGUAACAGUUGUUCAAGUAGUUUACUUUAUUUCCACUAA
Molecule: messenger RNA, 1600 nt
Organism: Eutrema salsugineum
Lineage: Eukaryota; Viridiplantae; Streptophyta; Magnoliopsida; Brassicales; Brassicaceae
Product: probable sugar phosphate/phosphate translocator At4g32390
Exons: 1
Coding region: 158-1210 (350 amino acids)
Cellular component (GO): trans-Golgi network; Golgi apparatus; endosome
Molecular function (GO): antiporter activity
Source: RefSeq, a predicted model, not a curated record